This is a messenger RNA of Fusarium musae, 387 nucleotides long. RefSeq lists its product as uncharacterized. The record is from RefSeq and is a predicted model, not a curated record. Bases 1 to 387 code for a protein of 128 amino acids. Lineage: Eukaryota; Fungi; Ascomycota; Sordariomycetes; Hypocreales; Nectriaceae. The transcript has 2 exons.
AUGAGAGGAGGUUCCGCGAACAAUAUCUAUGUCAUACCUGCACCACAUACCCUCACAUUCGGCACCGCGACUCUACUCGCUGCAGCAUGCUGUGUACACGCCGUUUUAUGUCUCGUUUCUAUGUGGGAUAGAGUGCUUGAGAUCAAUUGGCGCCGAAGAUUCGGAAAGCCGACCGACGACGCGGCAAGUGAAGAUGAUGAUGGCGCUAAUAAAGGUGUUAUGAAGAAGGUCAAUGAUACCAUUGGUUUUUUCCUACGCAUCCUAGCGAUUCCCGUUUUUGGUGGCGCUGGCUUGGCUAUUCUUAUCGUGGGCGAGAUUAACUUUUUCAGCCCUCAAGUCAAUUACCAGACUGAGCCAAUGGCCAAUAUCGUAUUCGAAUGUCUUUGA